Molecule: messenger RNA, 2230 nt
Organism: Asterias rubens (European starfish)
Lineage: Eukaryota; Metazoa; Echinodermata; Asteroidea; Forcipulatida; Asteriidae
Product: cytochrome b reductase 1-like
Exons: 5
Coding region: 203-931 (242 amino acids)
Molecular function (GO): oxidoreductase activity
Source: RefSeq, a predicted model, not a curated record
CCACCUGUCACACACACAGGCAGGACAGACCUGGAUUUUGGUGGUUUACUGCUAGUGCUAUAUACUGGGUUGUGUGUCGCUGUCCUCGAUGGUUCUAUCUUCUACCUGCUGUUAUGUAUCGUUCCGGGUGGCUACUCUUACUAGAACUACAGUUAAAACAUAACCAGCAGUUAGUAAAAGAAACAGAUAUACCAAUUUGACGAUGCCAUACACGAUGUCACUGGUUGUUCUACUACUCCUUGCCGAGUUAGUUGGCCUGACCGUCGUUGGACUUAGCAUAACUUGGUUUGCUAAAUACGGUGGGGGAUUCGCUCUGGACAAGACAGGGAAAGAAUUCAACCUUCAUCCAGUGUUCAUGGCUCUUGGUUUCCUGUUCUUCAAUGGCAAUUCUCUGAUGACCUACCGCAUUCUUGGAAACAAUGUCCAUCGCCUGUUCGCAAAGAUCGUUCAUUUUCUCUUGCAACUGGUGGCUCUGAUCUGUGCAUCCUUCGGCCUUGCCUGUGUGUUCCAGUUUCAUAACGCUAAUAGCAUCCCAAACAUGUACUCUCUACAUAGCUGGCUCGGGAUUGCCACGUAUUCCUUUUUCUGUCUGCAGCUCCUCUUGGGCCUUACAUUGUUCUUGAUCAUGGCCGUCUUCAGUCCGAAUUCGAUGACCAACCUCCGGAAGUUUUAUCUUCACUUUCACGUCUACGGAGGUGUGUUGAUCUUUGUGAUGGCCGGAGCGGCAUCCCUGCUCGGCACGGCAGAGAAAAUCUCCUUCUCUAUCCCAAACUACGACCAGUUACCACCAGUUGCCGUCGUGGCAAACUUUUUUGGUGUAUUUAUCAUCCUCUUCGUUGGCCUUGUGUGCUAUGUUCUGUAUAGCGACAAAUUCAAGACUGCCCCCAACACGGACAGGGAGUAUAGAGAGCAGAUUAAUGUGGAGCAGUAAGCGGGGUACAGGGUACCAGACUUUCUUUGUGUGAAACAAAAGUAAUGUCAUACGCUUUGGGGAUAUUGAAUAUUGUUUAUUAUUUUUUAUUGUUUAUUAGAUGUUAUAAUCCUAUAAGGGUUUUAGUGGAAUAUUAUUUUUUGAUAUGCACACUAUUAAAAGUAACAAUAUACUUUAACGCACAAAAAAACCCACAUACCUGUACAUGUUACAUUUAUGUCACUGUCAAGAUAGAUGUGGAAUGACAUGUAUUUAGUGUUUGGCAAUGUAACGAUCUAGAUGCUAUUCCCUCGCCCAGUGUCUUUUAGACAUUUGACCGUUUAGGUUUGCAGUGGGGACCAACCACAAACACCAUACAGGUGUUUUGGUUGGUAAUCCUUUUACGUGUAAGCAAAAUUGCCUAAAUUUCCUCUAACAUGCACACACACACACACCUGGAUUUUAGUAGAAAUGAUAAUAUUGUCACUCAAUAAAUGCAUUGAUGAGAUCACUGCACAUUUUUCAAAUACAUUUUAGUGCGAAAUUACAUCAAAUUAUGACAUGAUAAGAAUUGGGAUUCGGAUGAUUGCUGUUUUGAGCUGUGGUCAAAAUUUGAAAGUUGCAAUGUAUAAAGUGAAAAAAAAUCUUUUUGAAUGCUAUUUGAGAUUUCCUUACACUGUUAAGUAUAGGAGUUAGCCUGUGUCGCUUCACAGAUGUAUGCUUAACUGUGUCCAACUCCUUUAUUUGUAACUAAAUGGUUACAUUACAUCAAAGGUCGGGGAUGGAAUACUUUUUGGUGUUCAAUUUAUUCUAAGAAAUCACAAGUUCUGUGAAUGAGGCACCAAUCUAGAGUGGGAAAUGACAAAUAGCACCACUUGAGGGCGCUAUCCAAAGAUUUAUUUGAAUAAUUACCAUAAGUUUAUCCUUACAUCAUACAGUUUAUAUAUAUAAUAAUCCUGGGGUCGAUUUCACAAACAGGCAGAAGAGGUAGGACUAGUCCUAACUUAGGACUAGUCCUAGGAGAUACUAAAGACGUAUGGCCAGUCCUAAGUUGGGAUGAGUAAUUCGUCCUAAGUCGACAUAAGACUAGUCUUAACUCUUUGUGAAAUCACCCCUGGUAUACAAUUUCUGCACUAACAAUAAUAAAAGUGUUUUAAGUAGCAAAUAUAAAUUUGUCAACUUCAUGACACUUUCUCGAGUCUUUUAAAAGCAACUUCUAUGGUUUUAUUUCUUAUGACAUUUCUCAUAUCAUUUUUAUGUGGGGUUGAGGUCAAAUUUAGAAGCUUAAGAUACAAAAUGGAAACAUCACAUCAUGUACAU